This is a messenger RNA of Trematosphaeria pertusa, 966 nucleotides long. RefSeq names its product alpha/beta-hydrolase. The transcript has a single exon. The record is from RefSeq and is a predicted model, not a curated record. NCBI's taxonomy places the organism in Eukaryota, Fungi, Ascomycota, Dothideomycetes, Pleosporales, Trematosphaeriaceae. The annotation marks the transcript as partial.
CCGGCGGGAAUUAACUCCUUCGCGAAUAGUAACCCGGCUCCGCCGACGGAGAUAUAUCCAAAGGCUAGCCCGAGCGAUGCGCCAUAUUCACUUAGCGAGUCACAACUGCGGUCUGCGAUUUACAUCCCAUCGACCUUCAACGCCCAAGAUGCCCCAACCCCCGUCCUUCUCGUCCCGGGCACGGGCGCAUUCGGCGGAGUGAACUUCGAAGGCAAUUUCGCCAAGGUCCUUGCACAGGAUCCCAGCAUCGGCCAAGCUGUCUGGCUCAACGUCCCAGGCGCCAUGCUCAUGGACGCCCAGAUCAACGCCGAAUACAUCGUCUACGCCAUGAACUACAUGCAUUCGCUGACGGGUAACACCGUCUCAGUGAUCGGCUGGUCGCAAGGCAACCUCGACGCCCAAUGGGCACUCAAGUACUGGCUGUCGACGCGCACGUCCGUCCGCCAGCUUAUUUCCGUGUCUCCAGACUUCCACGGGACCGUCCUCGCGAACCUAGUGGAUCUAGGCACAGACCUCGGCGUCGUCCCGAUGUCGCAGGCGGUCCUCCAGCAAGAGUAUGAUAGCAACUACGUCACGCGCCUCCGCGAGAACGGCGGCGAUUCCGCCUACGUCCCAACGACCACCUUCUACUCCGCGCUCUUCGACGAGAUCGUCGAGCCGCAGCAAGGCAUCGGCGCAUCUGGCUUUCUCAACGACGCGCGCAGCGUCGGCGUCUCGAACAACGAAAUCCAGUCCGUCUGCGGUGCCACGCCCGCCGGCGCCUUCGGCACUCACGAGUCCCUUCUAUUCAAUGGCCUCGUGGUCAGUCUUGCGAUCGACGCGCUCAGGAACGGCGGGCCGGCGGAUGCGAGCAGGAUCGAUUUGACGGCCGUGUGCCAGCAGGCUGUGUAUCCGACGCUGGAUCUUGUCGAUGUGCUGGAGACGGAGGCGCUUAUUCCGCUCGCUGGGGCGAAUAUUCUGGAGUAU